CAUGAAUACAUUCUGUACUAAAUUCUAAGCAUAGUAGUGUGGAUUGUGGCUAGUGGAAUUCGCGUUUUUGCUGUAGGUCUGCUAUUUUUCAACGAAUAAGUGUAAUACGCGCAACGUGAAAACAUUUAAAAUAUUUUUUACCUUGUAAAAAUUGCUAUAUUGAUUAGAUUAUCGAUAUUCCCACAAAAGAAACAGAUCUUGUAAGGAAGAAAAUUGAAGAUAAGCUUAAUAUCAAGCUUAAUAUCAAAUACAGUUUACAGGUUAUUCAAUUUUAAAAAGUGAGUUUGUAGACAAAAGUAACAAUUACGUUAGCAAAACGGCACCACAAAAAAAAUCGAAGAAAAUGGCGGAAACGGAAGAAUUAGAGAAAUUGAAAAAAAUUUUAAUGCAGGCUCCGAUGAGACUCUAAAACAUGUGGCCUUUACGAUCUCAGUCCUGGACAGUUGAACUACGAUGUGACUCUGUUGUUUAGGAAUGAUGAACAAAACGUUACACAAACACUACAUACUUCUUGAGUUUUCCUUAGUGAAAUAGCCUCUCUAUCAGUGUUGGAAUAUGGUGUUAAGUUUUCGAGUAUCUGAACUGCAGAUGCUAUUGGGAUUCGCUGGGCGAAACAAGUCAGGCCGCAAAAAUGAAUUACAAACCCGUGCCUUGGAACUUUUGAGACUAAGAUCACAUCCAGUUCAACUAAAAAUACGAGAACUUUAUAAAACGAUACAAACUGAUCAACUUACUGCCCAUCAAACGUAUAUACAAAGUGGUGGCACAACUGAAAAUACAGCAGACCAAAAUAUGCAUUCCCGCAAUUAUUACACUAGACAAGGUCAUGCUCAAGCUAUGGGUCAACAACAACAAGCUUCAGUGCCAACGGGUAAGGAAUUGCCUCCUGCACAUCAAGCAUCUUUACCACAGUCGCAAGUUGCUGCCAGAUCAAAUCCUGUAUAUCAACCGACAGGCUACACGAAUGUAACACCACAGCAACGCACAACAGGAUCAGUGUAUCCAUAUCCAUAUCCACCAAAAGUAUUACCAAUACAAUCAUCUUUACAAAUGCAGCAACCAAACCAAUAUCCUGUACAUCCAGAUGUAAAGUUUAAGAAAUUGCCGUUCUUUGAUCUUCUUGGAGAAUUAUUGAAGCCUUCUAGUUUGACGCCACAAGGGGCGAUGAGGAUGCAGGAAAAUUCAUUUAUGUUUCACUUAACUCCGCAACAAUCAACUGAUAUAGCUAGUUCACGCGAUUGUCGCCAGGGUAGUAAAAUGGAUUACAUAGUACAGGUUCAAAUGCGUUUUUGCUUGCAAGAGACAUCGUGUGAACAAGAAGAUUAUUUCCCGCCUAAUAUAGCCGUAAAAGUAAACGGAAAAAUAUGCCCUUUACCGAAUCCGAUACCUACGAAUAAACCAGGAGUUGAACCAAAAAGGCCUCCUAGGCCAGUUAAUAUUAGUCCUUUAGUAAAAUUGUCGCCUACUGUAGGCAAUCAAAUUCACGUCACAUGGUCUGCCGACUAUGGAAGGAGAUACGCAAUUGCUGUUUACCUUGUUAAGAAAUUGUCCAGCUCAGAAUUGUUGGCGAGGCUAAAAAAUCGAGGUGCUAAACACUCUGAUUACACCCGAGGACUAAUUAAAGAAAAGUUGAACGAAGAUGCAGACAGUGAAAUAGCGACCACAUCUCUGAGAGUAUCAUUGGCUUGCCCUCUAGGAAAAAUGAGAAUGAGCACGCCUUGCCGAGCUUCAACGUGUUCACAUUUACAGUGCUUUGAUGCCUCAUUAUUCCUGUUAAUGAAUGAACGAAAACCAACUUGGAGUUGUCCUGUUUGCGAUAAGGCAGCCUUAUACGAUAAUCUCGUCAUCGACGGUUACUUCCAAGAAGUUCUUAAUUCUAACAAACUUUUGUCAGAUGUUAAUGAGAUACAGUUACUUCAAGAUGGUUCGUGGGAAAAUCUGGUACCGAAAAAAGAAAAAGAUAAAGAUAAGGGUGAUAAAAUUGACAUCAGCGCCAAACAAAAAAUCGACGUUGAUACUGUAGAUUUAGAUGAAACGAAUCCUUCAACGCCAACACCAAGGGAAAAGAAACGUGCUGUUGUAAUUGAUUUAAUAUCUGACAGUGACGAUGAAGAAGCCGAUUCUAAUCCUACCCAGAGUUCCAAUAAAAAGAUUCUCUCAACUUCACCACAAAAGAACCAAUCAACUAUUCAUGGCGCAAUUAGCAGCACCAGUGAAUCUCCUGAACUUAUGAUCAUAGACCUAGAGUAAGGCGCAGAACACAAUUUAACGACCGACUUGCGGAUACUAUUCGUACUUGUGCAUCAUAAUUUUUUUUAAAUCAAGAUCAUAUUAGUUUUAUCAGAGACACAGUUUUUGUAAUAAAUGAUUCAAAAGUAAAAUCUAGUGCUGACCGAUUUCGAAAAAAUUGUUCCUGUUUUUUCCAUACUGAAUAAGCUGCGACUGAAAGUUUUUGAAUUAUUGUUUAUCCUUAAAGGAAAAGGUAUGUUUCGAAUAGCACUAAAAUAUCUUAGCUUAAUGGAUUGGGAGUGAUUCGGGAAAUAUGUCAGAUGAUAAAUGUUACAUUAUGAUGAUAUAUAUUGGAAUGGCGAAGAUAUUCCAAAAAUAUUCGUUAUCGAAAAAAUCCACCACUGUAACGGUUUAUUUUGGCAGAAUCAAGUAGAAUUAGCAUUUGAAUGUUCUGCACGUUUGUUAGACACAUAUACAUGUUUCUUUGAUGCCUUAGUCUCCUUGCGCUUUCCAAGAAGAAACAAUGCAUUUCAUGUUUACCCUUAUAUAUUUUAAUUUAAUUUAUUUACUUCAGUAAAUUUCUUAGUAUUUUACUCUUGAAAGCAUACCUUUUUUUGUUUAUAGUUGUUCGAUGAAACUUGGUAUACAGAGGUUUUUGUGGUCUACCAUUACGAAUCCGCCGUUUGAUUUUUAAAGCUAGAAAUUGCUGGGCUAAUAAAGCGGAUAAAAAUUCGGUAUUAUCUUUUGAAACCGCUAUUUUGGAACCAUAUCCUAACUACAUCUUGAAUAUGAUCAGUACCAUGGAGUGGGAUAUUCCUGAUCCUGACAUAUGCAAUGUUUCCUUUACUAAUCCCAGAAAAGGAUAUAAGGUAGAAUAAAUCUUAAUAUUUAUUCUCAUUGAAUUUUUAAAAUCUGGCAACAGAUUCAAAACGAGCAAACAAAAAAAUGUAAUAAAAAAUGGAAUACUAGCAUGCAUGUUUUAAGUGACUAUCAUAAAGACAAUAUUAAACGUUUAGAUACCUAAUGGUAAAAAAAA
Molecule: messenger RNA, 3265 nt
Organism: Belonocnema kinseyi
Lineage: Eukaryota; Metazoa; Arthropoda; Insecta; Hymenoptera; Cynipidae
Gene: Su(var)2-10
Product: E3 SUMO-protein ligase PIAS3
Exons: 10
Coding region: 556-2250 (564 amino acids)
Biological process (GO): regulation of transcription by RNA polymerase II; protein sumoylation
Molecular function (GO): zinc ion binding; SUMO ligase activity; transcription coregulator activity
Source: RefSeq, a predicted model, not a curated record